This is a messenger RNA of Rhododendron vialii, 864 nucleotides long. RefSeq lists its product as uncharacterized. The record is from RefSeq and is a predicted model, not a curated record. NCBI's taxonomy places the organism in Eukaryota, Viridiplantae, Streptophyta, Magnoliopsida, Ericales, Ericaceae. Gene Ontology annotation, molecular function: protein binding. The coding region runs from base 1 to 864 and encodes 287 amino acids. The transcript has a single exon.
AUGAAGAAGCAGAAGCAGAAGCAGAAGAAGAAGCAGAAGCAAAGCCCAUCUCUUUGGCAAGACUUAAACCCCUUCCUCCUCUCGAAAAUAUUCUCUUUCCUUGAUUUCAAUGACCAGCUAUUCCGUGCCCCUUUUGUCUGCCGUUCAUGGCUCUCAUCAACCGUGGACACCCUGUUCAAAAACUCCAGCCUUGACCUCCGGCUGAUCGACACCCUUGAUGAAGAAAACCAGCGGCUGAGAUUCACCCACCUCCUCAAACUGGCCUUGAACCAAUACCAUGGAUGGGUUUCCAUCUAUUUCCCCACCAAACACCUUUUUGGAUACUUUGGUACUCUGUAUAUAGCAGAGAGGACUCCAAGUGUUUCAUCUGUUGUGCUGUCUAGUUCUGGGGUUUGUGGGGAUUUUGCAAUCUUUGUCUCCCUUCUUUACUGGAAAAACUUGAAGGUUUUCCGGGCUCCGGUCGGCCCGGAAAACGGGUUCCAUCUGAUUUCACAACUGGCUGAUAGAUGCAAGAAGCUGAAAGAGAUCAGGCUUCAGGGGACAAUUAUGGAAAAGGAAGUCUCAAGCAUAGUAGAAGGGUUUCCUGGGCUCCAAAUUCUUGAUUUUUCCGAAUCUACUCUGUCUAGUAAUGCUCUGGAUAUUGUUUUUGAUGGGAGGUUGAAGUUUGUGAAGGAGAUUAACAUAUUGCAUUCCAAAGUCAUUGAUGAUGAAGGGAAGGAUAUCAGAGAGGAUUAUUGGAGAUUGAACGAGGUCAGGAAUAGGGUGCUUGAGAAAGCUGCUGGGAUCAAGAGCUUGAAGAAGUUAAGCCAUUGUUUGGUGAAGAACUGCCCAGAUUGCAAGGAUAGUCCUAAUCCAGAGGGAUAA